Thermothelomyces thermophilus ATCC 42464 is the source of this 672-nucleotide messenger RNA. RefSeq names its product glycoside hydrolase family 11 protein. Gene Ontology annotation, molecular function: hydrolase activity, hydrolyzing O-glycosyl compounds. The coding region runs from base 1 to 672 and encodes 223 amino acids. The transcript is spliced from 2 exons. Gene Ontology annotation, biological process: xylan catabolic process. NCBI's taxonomy places the organism in Eukaryota, Fungi, Ascomycota, Sordariomycetes, Sordariales, Chaetomiaceae. The record is from RefSeq and is a predicted model, not a curated record.
AUGGUUUCUGUCAAGGCAGUCCUCCUCCUCGGCGCCGCCGGCACCACCCUGGCCUUCCCCUUCAACGCUACCCAGUUCAGCGAGCUCGUUGCCCGGGCCGGCACCCCUAGCGGCACCGGCACGCACGACGGCUUCUACUACUCCUUCUGGACCGACGGCGGCGGCAACGUCAACUACGAGAACGGUCCUGGCGGCUCCUACACCGUCCAGUGGCAGAACUGCGGCAACUUUGUCGGCGGCAAGGGCUGGAACCCCGGCCAGGCCCGCACCAUCACCUACUCGGGCACCGUCGACUUCCAGGGCGGCAACGGCUACCUGGCCAUCUACGGCUGGACGCAGAACCCGCUGAUCGAGUACUACAUCGUCGAGUCGUUCGGCUCGUACGACCCCUCGUCGCAGGCCCAGACUUUCGGCACCGUCGAGGUGGACGGCGGCACCUACACGCUGGCCAAGACGACGCGCGUCAACCAGCCCUCGAUCGAGGGCACCAGCACCUUCGACCAGUUCUGGUCCGUCCGCCAGCAGCACCGCACCUCGGGCUCCGUCGACGUCGGCGCCCACUUCGACGCCUGGGCCAAGGCCGGCCUCCAGCUCGGCACCCACAACUACCAGAUCGUCGCCACCGAGGGCUACCAGAGCAGCGGCUCCUCUUCCAUCACCGUCCAGGCCUAA